CCUCGAUAAAGGACCUCAAAUAUCAGAUCAAGUUGGUUCGGUUUUCGGGUCUGUUUUCCCCACAUUUUCACCAUAAUUGUAUCCUUUUUGGCGCCCCAGUUUACAGUUAUAAUAAUUCGGCAAUUGGGUUGUUCUUCCAGUCGUCUUCCCUGACGUCAAAAUUCAGACGGCUAUGGGCAUUUAAGGAUGAGCAGAAAAAGUUGAUAAUGAAUAUCCUUGUUAGGGAAAUCAAUAGCUAUGCCCUCAUAAGUUGAGGGGAAAGUAAAUGGACACAGCAAGGAGCUGGUUCCUGAAGUUUCAAUCACGGGAUAGUUUAAGAGCAUCCAUCAAGAAGAAAGAUAGAAUGGAGGGUGGUAAAGAAGAAUCUAAGCAUUUAUCUGCUGAAGAAGCUUCCAACAUUACAAAACAGAAAGUUGCUGCGGCAAAGCAAUACAUAGAGAAUCAUUACAAAGAGCAGAUGAGAAUUCUUAAGGAGAGGAAGGAGCGUCGAAGUCUACUGGAAAAAAAACUUGCUGAUGCUGAUGUGUCAGAAGAAGACCAAAAUAAUCUUUUGAAGUUUUUGGAGAAGAAAGAAACUGAAUACAUGCGACUCCAGAGGCACAAAAUGGGCGCUGAUGAUUUUGAGUUACUGACAAUGAUCGGAAAGGGUGCCUUUGGGGAGGUGAGGGUUUGCAGAGAAAAAGCAACCGGGCACGUGUAUGCCAUGAAAAAGCUGAAGAAAUCAGAAAUGCUCCGCAGAGGGCAGGUGGAGCACGUUAAAGCUGAAAGGAAUUUACUUGCGGAGGUUGACAGUAAUUGCAUUGUCAAAUUGUAUUGUUCAUUUCAAGAUGAAGAAUAUCUAUACCUUGUCAUGGAAUAUCUACCGGGUGGAGAUAUGAUGACUUUACUAAUGAGGAAGGAUACUUUAACGGAAGAUGAGGCUAGGUUUUAUGUUGCAGAAACUGUCCUGGCUAUUGAAUCAAUCCAUAAACAUAACUAUAUACACCGAGAUAUAAAGCCCGACAACCUGCUACUUGAUAGAUAUGGUCAUUUAAGACUCUCAGACUUUGGACUAUGUAAACCUUUAGACUGCAGUACUAUACAAGAGGGAGAUUUCUCAGUUGGAGAGAAUCUUGGUACGAGUUCAAAGAAUUAUGACCAAACUGCUGCUCCCAAACGCACUCAGCAAGAGCAACUACAACAUUGGCAAAAAAACAGGAGGAUGCUUGCUUAUUCCACUGUCGGUACACCAGAUUAUAUUGCUCCUGAGGUUUUGCUGAAGAAAGGUUAUGGCAUGGAAUGUGACUGGUGGUCACUUGGUGCUAUAAUGUAUGAAAUGCUUGUUGGCUAUCCACCUUUUUACUCUGAUGAACCCAUGUCAACAUGUAGGAAGAUAGUGAACUGGAAAUCACAUCUAAAGUUUCCUGAAGAAGCAAAGCUAUCUCCUGAAGCAAAAGAUUUUAUCAGCAAACUACUCUGUAAUGUCAACCAUAGGCUUGGAUCAAAGGGUACUAACGAAAUAAAGGCCCAUCCCUGGUUUAAAGGAAUUGACUGGGACAGAAUAUAUCAGAUGGAAGCUGCUUUCAUACCUGAAGUGAAUGAUGAGUUGGACACCCAAAACUUCGAAAAGUUUGAUGAUUCGGAAUCACAAACUAUUACUUCAUCAAAAUCAGGUCCAUGGAGGAAGAUGCUGUCAUCUAAAGAUGUUAACUUUGUCGGGUACACCUACAAGAACUUUGAGAUAGUAAAUGAUUAUGAAGUUCCUGGAAUGGCUGAAUUGAAGAAGAAAAACACCAAGCCAAGGAGGCCUACCAUCAAGUCACUCUUUGAGGACGAGUCCGAAACAUCAGAAACAUCUAGUCAGCAGUCACAGGGUAGUGUUAUGGAUCUCUUACCACCUCAGCUUGACGCGUCUGACUCGGUCAAGUACGGAUAAUUAUGGUUGUUCUCAAGAACUACUUAAAGCCAUUUAACAAGGCCAUUUGUCACCAAAAGAAGUGGAGAAAAGUUCUGAUGCAUUUCAAGCAUGUUCAUUUCAUAUAAGUUAUGGGGCCGAUUUAGUGUGAAUGCCUUUUCUUUUAUUCUUUUAAAUGUUAAAUGAUAGUUUAGGCAUCACAAUCAACGCCUUGUGCAAUUUUCUCUCCCUACGACCCUAUGUCUGUUUUCAAAGCCUCAGACAUAAGCAGUAAUUAAUAUGAUUAUACAUAGAAAUCAAAAUUUCUUCGUGUCUUGCUUAUAGGCUAACGAUAAAUUUGUUGCUAAAGUUUGAGUUGCAAGUACGCAUUAUGUGAUGAAUUUCUCUUUACAUUAUA
Messenger RNA from Cuscuta europaea, 2291 nucleotides. Lineage: Eukaryota; Viridiplantae; Streptophyta; Magnoliopsida; Solanales; Convolvulaceae. The record is from the annotation of a GenBank genome assembly.